GGGGCGUGGAAGAGAUGGGCUGUUCUUGAAGUGAAUGGAGUUGAAAGCAGCAGAGUCUGAGUGCGUUGAGACUCGAUCUCUCACGAGCAUCUCUGGUGGAGGAUUGGGACGACGAGGCUUGAGACAGGGACGUGCUUCCCACCUUCCCAUGCGCACGCGGCCCUACACGCGAGCAAUGAGGUAAACAAUUACCAUCUGUCUCUCUCUAUCUCUCUCUCUCUUACACUGUUCUAUUAUUUCUCUUUGCACCACCCUAUGGCAACAACGAAAGAACGUCCCACCAGUAAACUAUUCCAUGUACACCCCAUCCGCAUCUCUCUCUCUCUCUCUCUCUCUCUCUGUGUCACACACACACAUACGAUUGGAAGAUAUGGCCUCGCUUUCUCCUCUCAGUGAGUGGCCAGGUUUUCUUAAUUACUACCACUUGGCUGCUGCUUCUGUGUAGACCGAAAGAAGAGGAAAAGGGCAAACUCCCGUUUCUGCCCUCCUCUGUGUGAGAAGAUCGGCGUGGAAUUCUGUUUUAGGUAGUAGAUGUUGAAGGUUCUUCUUGCCUCCUUCCUUGUCCAUCAUGUAGACCAAACCCAAUUCCCUCAUCCCUCUCCCUCGCCUCUUCCGGUGGAUGACAUACAAACUGACUCCGAGCUGCUUCCUCUUGCUCCCACCUUCCUCGUCAAUCUUCUCCAAAGAAGAAGCUUCUCUCAGUUUGCGUCCCUUCUAGUAUGGUGUACAGAUGAGUGGAAGAGAUAGAAGCAGCAGCAGGAAAAGAGGAGUCGAAGGAGAGAGAGACUUUCCUUCGUCUUCUCCAAAGAAGAAGCUUCUCUCAAGUUUGCGUCUCUUCUAGUAUAGUAUACAGAGAAGAGGAAGAUAUAGAAGGAAAAGGGAGAUAGAGAGAGAGAGAGAGGGAAAGAGAUAAUUUGUUAAAUCUUCAGAAGCUUUUCUCAGUUUGCCUCUCUUCUAGUUUAUUGUACACAGAAGUGGAACGCAUAAAAGCAGCAGGAAGAGAGAGAGAGAGAGAGAGAGAGAGAGAGAGUUGUAGGUUGGAAGAUCUGGUGCUUUAAGCUGACAAGAUGUCGAACCCCUGGUGGGCGGGGAACCUGGGCCUUCCCAGAGUUGAACCGGCGUCCUCCGGUCGCAAAAAGCUGGAGGACGAGAUGCAGCCCAAGGGAACCGAGCCCUUCGGCUCCCGAGCAGACGACGAGGACGACCGCGACAACAACGACGACCCCAAAGAGGGGGCGGUGGAGGUCGGCAGCCGCCGCCCCCGCGGGCGCCCCCCUGGAUCAAAGAACAAGCCGAAGCCGCCGAUCUUCAUCACCCGCGACAGCCCCAACGCGCUCCGCAGCCACGUGAUGGAGGUGGCCGCCGGGGCCGACGUAGCCGACUGCAUCGCGCAGUUCGCGCGCCGCCGGCAGUGCGGCGUCAGCGUGCUCAGCGGCGCCGGUGCAGUCGCCAACGUCACGCUCCGCCAGCCCGCCGCACCCGGCUCCGUCGUCGCCCUGCAUGGCCGCUUCGAGAUCCUGUCGCUCACCGGCACGUUCCUGCCGGGUCCAGCCCCGCCGGGGACCAGCGGCCUGGCCGUCUACCUCGCCGGCGGUCAGGGCCAGGUGGUCGGCGGCACCGUCGUGGGGUCGCUCAUCGCGACGGGGCCUGUCAUGGUGGUCGCCGCCACGUUCGCUACCGCUACCUACGAGAGGCUGCCACUCGAGGAGGAAGACGAAGCCGCAGGCGCCAACGCCGGAUUGCCGAGCUCACUCACGGGUGGGUUGCCCGAUCCAUCGUUGCUCAACAUGUACAGCUUGCCGCCGAAUCUAAUGCCCAACGGCGGGCAGCUCGGCCACGACGCGCUCGCGUGGGCUCAUGCGCGCCCCCCGCCAUACUAGUUUAGCAGGAGGACGACGAAAGAGAAGCUUCUCUUUGCUUCCAUGGUGUAUGACAGUAUUCCUUGGAGCUUUUGGCUUCUGUUUCCUCGGAUGUGGUGGCGUGCAACGAUGGUGUUGGUGUCAGCUUAGAUGCCCUUAUUAGCUUAGCAUAGCCUACAAUUACGUUGUACCAUAGCUAAUAAGCAGGAGAGAUUGGGAAAGCUGGAAGAACAGCUGCUGCUGCUGCUGCUUCAAGGUCUGUCUCGAGCAACUCUUUGAUUAAGCUAUGAAACCAUGGUGGAUGCCACCAUUGUAUAGUUUGAUAUGCAAAACAGGAAUCACUUGAGAACUACUGUUGAGUAUUGCAUGUUGUGUUCUACAUAUAUUAUUACUCUUCACUGA
Molecule: messenger RNA, 2261 nt
Organism: Musa acuminata subsp. malaccensis (wild Malaysian banana)
Lineage: Eukaryota; Viridiplantae; Streptophyta; Magnoliopsida; Zingiberales; Musaceae
Source: RefSeq, a predicted model, not a curated record